This is a messenger RNA of Cydia pomonella (codling moth), 2065 nucleotides long. RefSeq lists its product as uncharacterized. NCBI's taxonomy places the organism in Eukaryota, Metazoa, Arthropoda, Insecta, Lepidoptera, Tortricidae. The transcript is spliced from 2 exons. The record is from RefSeq and is a predicted model, not a curated record. The coding region runs from base 2 to 949 and encodes 315 amino acids.
GAUGCGCGCAGCAGAGAGCCCAGCAGCGCCUGCUCCACCGCUGACGAGAAGGUCUGCGCCUGCUUUACUUUCGACAAGCGCCGAGCCAGCCCCGACCCCACAAUUAUGCGUCGCUCAGGAGGUAAACAACUCACCAACAUCGUUGCCGCUAGGCGAGCCAGCUAUGGACGCCUCUGACGCAAUGGAUCUCGACGAAGAUCUCCUUAAAAUAUUAGGGGACGACCCCUCUCAAGUCAGAGUCUACGGCAAGGAGAUCAGACCUGAUCUUGCAGUACGUUUGCAACAUAUAGCUACUAAUGGGCUAGGUAAAGAUACACGUAAGGAACUUUUAGACAGGUACUUACCUCCUGCAAAUAGCGCCUUGAUUGAUGCACCUACCCUCAAUCCUGAGGUAAAAGCCGCCGUCCAUGAACAUGUCUUUAAGAGGGACAAAAGCAUAGAAAUACGACAGAAACAGAUUUCAUCUGCAAUUUCCGCCUUAUCAGAGAGCCUUACCUUGCUCUUGACUGAACAACCAAAGAACACAAAGCUGAUACAGCUAUUAAUGGACUCUUGUAAGAUUCUAUGUGACAGUCAGCACGCAGAAUCGUUAGUUAGGAGGAACUUUAUUCUUCAUAACUUAAAGAAGGAGCUUAAAGACGAAUUACAAACAACCAAAAUUGACAAGUUACUCUUCAGUCAGGAACUUGCGGAAAAAAUAAAAGCCGCUAAGGCCAUAAAUAAAUCAGGAGAUGAUUUGAAAGCCACACCAUCGACCUCAGGUCUGCAGGCUAAGAAGAACAAUAAUAAUAAAGUACCCCCCAAGAAUUUAAACUGGCGAGGUCCUCCCCAGAAUUAUUACAGGCCGAAGGGUACUCAGAGGACGAAGGAGCCUGCACUGAAGAGCCGUCGCGACAACUCCUCGAGAAAAUCAUCGCAUCCGCAUCACAGGCGCAGCACCCGCCGAUAGAUAUGCAACCGAGAUAUUCACCAAAAGAUUACCCUGGUUGCAGGGAUCUUAUCAGGACGUCGAUGAUGAAGAAAUUUGUACCAGAAUCUGCAAUAUGCAUUAUGCUGGCCUCUCUGUCAAAUAGCUCACUAAAACAAUAUGAUUCUUGUCUCAAGAAAUGGUUUUCUUUUUGUAUUAAUAAUCAAGUAGAUGUUUACCAAGCAUCUGUUCCAAAUGUGAUUUCUUUUUUAACUGAUUUGUACCACUCUGGUGCUCAAUAUGGAACACUAAAUAGUUGCCGGUCUGCUCUUUCAUUAAUCUUAGGUGCAGACAUAGGCAAUGAUAAUCGUAUGAAACGUUUUUUCAAAGGCAUAUUUCGCUUACGUCCACCUUUACCAAAAUAUAGCAUGACCUGGGACACAUCUGUAGUUCUGAACUCUCUUGCAAAUUGGUAUCCAAAUGCAACUCUUAAUUUAGAAAAAAUAUCGAAAAAACUUGUAACGCUUCUAGCUUUAACAACAGCACAUCGAGUUCAGACUCUUUCCAAAAUUAACAUUAAGAACAUUGAGUUUCAUGUCAAUGAAAUUCAUAUAAAAAUUCCAGAUUUAAUAAAAACUUCGCGCGUUGGUGUUGCACAACCAACUCUUGUUUUACCAUAUUUCCGAGAAAGGCCGGAAAUAUGUCCAUGUGCUGCUUUACAUUCUUAUUUAGAUGUGACAAAAACUCUUCGUAGUAGUGAUGUCCUAUUUGUAAGCUUGAAUAAACCACACAGAGCAAUAACUUCCCAAACCUUAAGUAGGUGGAUUAAGAAUACUUUGCAAGAAUGUGGUAUUGAUAUAUCAAUAUUUACAGCCCACAGCACAAGACAUGCUGCGACGUCUAGGGCUCAUAGAUUAGUAGUCAAUUUAGAUGUAAUAAGGAAAACUGCUGGGUGGAGUGGUACCUCCAGCACGUUUGGACGCUUUUAUAAUAGAAUUAUUGUUAAAAAUAUCAAUUCCUGUACCUUGGCAAGAAGUAUAUUAAAUGAUUCAUUGUGUGACAAUUAACAAGGUGAUAAAAUAUUGUUUAAUUAUUUUCUGUUUGAUCUUACAGUUGUCCAUAAUUGGACUAAGAAUACAUUCUCUUUAUAAUGAUUAA